AGCAGAGUCAGAGCUGGACUUCACCAGAGCGUCGCCCAAACCCAGAGCCAGCUUGAUCAUGACAAAGCGUCUCCAGAGCGCCUUCAUCCUGAUGAAUGUCCUCAUGCUGCUGCUGAUUCCUGCAGGUGCAGAGGAGGACGGACUCGGCCCAGAGGGGCGGCAGAAACGCGGGGUGCCAAACUGGGCGAUGACCUCCUCCGACUUCUUCGGCUGGGUGGAGGAGCUGAGGAAACACGCCGGCUACGACCAAAUCAAUGAUCUGGCCAGAACCUUCUGGGCCCACUUCCCCUCGGCGGACCGACUCGGAUACGGAACCCAUGAGGCAGACGAGUAGAACCACGAACAGAACAGCUCUGAGAAGCAGACAGCUGCGCUGUGCUCAGUUCAGAUCGUUGCUUUUAGGAAUUUAAAGGUUUGUUUGAGGAGAGAGAAAAGUUCCUCUGAGGCAGAAAGGCUUUGUGUCUGUCUGAAUGGCUGCAAACAAUAAAGCUGUUGAAGUCA
This is a messenger RNA of Stegastes partitus (bicolor damselfish), 501 nucleotides long. RefSeq names its product otospiralin 2 (gene otos2). The transcript has 4 exons. The coding region runs from base 59 to 334 and encodes 91 amino acids. Lineage: Eukaryota; Metazoa; Chordata; Actinopteri; Pomacentridae. The record is from RefSeq and is a predicted model, not a curated record. Gene Ontology annotation, biological process: sensory perception of sound.